Messenger RNA from Humulus lupulus (European hop), 2150 nucleotides. RefSeq names its product probable galacturonosyltransferase 10. The coding region runs from base 222 to 1826 and encodes 534 amino acids. The transcript is spliced from 2 exons. NCBI's taxonomy places the organism in Eukaryota, Viridiplantae, Streptophyta, Magnoliopsida, Rosales, Cannabaceae. The record is from RefSeq and is a predicted model, not a curated record. Gene Ontology annotation, molecular function: polygalacturonate 4-alpha-galacturonosyltransferase activity.
AAUUAGACUUUAUUAGACUUUGACACUAAACCAAUUGUACUUUUCAAUUUUUAUUUUUAAACCAACAAAAAAAAAAAAAACGGAGAGGGAGAGGGAGAGCGAGUUCCUCACACAGCCUUGAAGCUUUCAAAUCCCAAAUCUCCCUUUCUCCGUAUAGAUCUGGGUAUCGCUAAUUGGGUUCGGAACUCUUUCUUAUUCUCUCUCAAUCUUUUCCUCUGGAUAUGAGGCGGAGACCCGCGGAGUUUCGGCGCCCGGUGAGGCGGCGGCUGUUCUCGAAUGUUCUGUGGUGGCCUCUCUGUGCUGUGGCGGUUUUGCUUUUCAUUUAUGUUUUGAGCAAAGGGAAUCAGAUUGAGUCCAGGCCCGCCAUUUCAAGGAGAUCUUUCCGGCAUGACAGAAUCAUGGAAGGUCUUAAUGUUACUGAAGAAAUGUUGAACCCUAACUCAGUGGCGAGGCAGAUAAGCGACCAAAUUUCGCUUGCAAAAGCUUUUGUUGUGAUUGCCAAAGAAAGUAACAAUCUUCAGUUUGCUUGGGAGUUGAGUGCCCAGAUCCGCAAUUCACAGUUUCUCCUCUCAAAUGCUGCAUUAAGGAGAGCUCCAUUGACAGUUGGAGAAUCAGAAGGCACUAUCCAUGACAUGGCUAUUCUACUUUAUCAAGCCCAGCAAUUCCAUUAUGAUAGUGCUACAAUGAUUAUGAGACUGAAAGCCAAAAUCCAAGGUCUUGAAGAACAGAUGAGCUCUGUGAAUGAGAAGAGUUCGAAAUAUGGACAGAUAGCAGCUGAAGAAGUUCCAAAAAGUUUAUACUGCCUUGGCGUCCGUUUGACUACUGAAUGGUUUAGAGACUCAAGUUUACAGAGGAAAUUCAAGGAUAGAAAACAAAUGGAUAUGAAACUUAAAGAUAACAAUCUCUACCAUUUCUGUAUCUUCUCUGACAAUAUCCUUGCUACUUCAGUCGUGGUCAAUUCAACUGCUUUAAAUUCCAAAAGUCCUGAAAAGGUUGUCUUCCAUCUGGUUACUGAUGAAAUAAAUUAUGCAGCGAUGAAAGCUUGGUUCUCCAUGAACAGUUUCCGAGGAGUGACUGUUGAGGUCCAAAAGUUUGAAGACUUUACUUGGCUAAAUGCUUCUUAUGUCCCUGUUCUUAAACAGCUCCAAGACUCUGAAACUCAGAACUAUUACUUUUCUGGCAGUAGUGUCGAUGCUCGAACUCCUAUUAAGUUUCGGAAUCCCAAAUAUUUGUCCAUGCUGAACCACCUCAGGUUUUAUAUUCCUGAAGUUUUCCCUGCACUGAAGAAGGUUGUUUUCCUUGACGAUGACAUUGUUGUUCAAAAGGAUCUGUCUGGUCUUUUCUCCCUAGAUUUAAAUAACAAUGUCAAUGGAGCUGUGGAGACAUGCAUGGAGACAUUUCAUAGAUACCAUAAAUACUUGAACUACUCUCAUCCUCUUAUAAGAUCACACUUUGAUCCCGAUGCCUGUGGAUGGGCAUUUGGGAUGAAUGUAUUUGAUUUGGUUGAGUGGAGAAAAAGGAAUGUUACCGGAAUAUACCAUUAUUGGCAAGAGAGGAACGUUGACCGAACGUUGUGGAAACUCGGUACAUUGCCUCCUGGGUUAUUGACAUUCUAUGGGUUGACACAGCCUCUGGAUCCCUCAUGGCAUGUAUUGGGAUUGGGAUAUACAAAUGUUGAUCAUCAGUUGAUAGAGAAGGGUGCUGUGUUGCAUUUCAAUGGGAACUCAAAGCCAUGGUUGAAGAUUGGAAUAGAAAAGUACAAGCCCCUUUGGGAGAAAUAUGUUGAUUAUACUCAUCCAUUACUGCAAGGCUGCAAUUUCCACUGAUUUUGGACAAUGAAAAUUCCAUUAGGAAUGUUAGAUAAGUUCCAAGACGAGGUUGGUGCACGGUAAUAUCUCUAAUUUUUGGAGGUUUGAGGGGAUGCUUGUACGAUUUUUGCUAUGUCAAGCAUGGCUAGCAGUUGCAAGAGGGAAUUGUAGUUGGUUUUCUGGUCCUAAUAUGUAGUGUAAUAGAUCAAUUAUUUCAUCUGAACUAUUCAAAAUUGUUAAUGCUUUUCUCUGCUCCUAAAGCUGAAAACGUUCACUUUUUAGUUGAGAAUUAGGAUAAAUAUGUCUAAUAAUAAAAAAAAGUGGACUAAUAUUAUUAUUUUA